AUGAAAGUGGACAUCGUGCAGAAUGAUAAAGUGAGGUGGAUGCAGGAACUGGAGAGAAAAGCAAAUGAUCUUGUCCACCUCAUGCUGUUCACGGAAAGCAAGUGGGUCCCACUGAAGAGAGACAAGAUUUCGAAGAAAGCUGCAGUGCUCAGAUGCAACAUGUGCUCGUUCAAGCUUGUGCUUGCAUGCGCACAGGACAUCCUGUGCAGGACAUUCAGGAUGGAGCUGCAUGAGCUGCAGACAUGCAGUACCUUAGAGAAGAACAAGGAGAUGAACAGCAAGGAGAGUGAGCUACUGAGGAAUACAGGCAUGAAGAAGUGCACUUCACUGACCAGGACAAAGACAUACAUCCUGCACUCGGUGCUGGACCCUGUGAUCAUCGAACAUGCAUGCGCACCAGAUGCGAACAUCCUGGUGAUCAAGCAUGAGGAUAUGGUGAACAAUGAUGAGGUCUAUGCUAACGAGAACAAUGAUGGGCCAUGCACAUGCUCGAGAGAUGAAGGGUGUGGGCAAGCAUGGGUGCAUGUCUGCAGCGGCACUGGCACGAAUGCAGUCAAGUGGUGCUGGGACCCAUGUGUGAUGAGCGAGUUCAUGGCAGAGUUUAUGUUGGACAGGCCAAAGGUGGAGAGUGAGGAUGAGAACACAGGGGAUGAUGCAGAUAGGAUGAAGAAGGUCGAGGUUGUGAUGAAGGACAUCAAGAGCACUGCAGGUGGUGAUCCGUUGCAGGGUCUGGUAUGA
Laetiporus sulphureus 93-53 is the source of this 738-nucleotide messenger RNA. RefSeq lists its product as uncharacterized. The transcript is spliced from 6 exons. The record is from RefSeq and is a predicted model, not a curated record. The coding region runs from base 1 to 738 and encodes 245 amino acids. Lineage: Eukaryota; Fungi; Basidiomycota; Agaricomycetes; Polyporales; Laetiporaceae.